CAAUGUUCGGAUGCCUACACAAUCAACUGAAUGGAUUUCAUAAUGUGACUAUUUCCGGGCUAUGUAUAAAGAGAAGCCACAAAGCCUCACAUCGAUAACUAACCUGCAAUCAGAGGAUGGAUUCGAAGUCGAUUAUCGUCGAUGUCUCUGAAUCCCCGUCCAAUCAUGUCACCCAAAUUACUCUGGAUGACAUGUAUAAGGACGAGUCCGUGGAUGUGGUGUACCAGGCGAAGUCUCGUGUGCUGAACAAGGCAAUUCAAGAGAUCGGUAUGGGCAAGUACCAGAAACAGCUGUUCAUCUGCGCGGGUUUCGGUUGGUUUGCUGACAGUGUCUGGCCACUUGCCAUCGCCCUCAUUCUGACGCAGACUAGCGCAGAGUUCAACUUUAACGGCCCAUACCUUACUUUGGCUGCCAACGUUGGACUACUGGUGGGUCCCGCCAUAUGGAGCGUGGGGUGUGAUACGUGGGGAAGAAAAUGGCCGUUCAACCUCACUCUUCUCAUAGCCGGAGUAUUCGGAACUGCCGCUGGUGGUUCGCCUGAUUUCGUUACUCUUGCGUGCUUAUUGGCCAUCGUUUGCGUCGGCGUUGGCGGUAACCUUCCCGUGGACUCUGCGGUAUUCCUAGAUCUCGUUCCCGGUACUCACCAAUAUCUUCUCACCCUCAUAAACGUCUGGUGGUCUGUGGGUUCCUUGCUUGGCAGCCUUCUUGCAUGGCCUCUCAUAGCCGACUAUUCCUGUCCCGAGGAUGCCUCAGUUUGUGAUCGUGCGGAUAAUAUGGGGUGGCGCUACCUUCUAUUCACCCUAGGAGGAGUAACUCUUCUGUUUUGGUUUCUGCGUCUCUUUUACUUCGAUCUUCUCGAAAGUCCCCGCUUUCUUAUAAGCGUCGGAAAGGACGCUGAGGCUGUUUCCAUCAUUCAUAAAAUUGCUAAAUAUAACGGAACGACGACCGAUUUGACUGUCGAGCAUCUCAAUGAGGCAGCAGAAAAGGCGGCAAACUUAGGCAUACCUAUAAUUCCCCGGACCGCUACCUUUGGACUGCAGCAUGUAAAGGGUCUCUUCAGCACAACAAAAAUGGCAGUUUCUACCACCCUUUUGAUCGCGCUCUGGGCAAUCAUCGGACUCGCAUAUAAUCUCUAUAAUUGUUUCUUGCCAUAUCUUCUAACGACCCGCGGAAUUGACUUCGGAGACGGAUCGCUUUACAUCACAUAUAGAAAUCAAUUCAUUCUCAGUGUUAUCGGCAUCGUUGGAGCCCUGGUUGCAGGAUGGACUGUCGAGGUAUCCGGCAUCGGUCGUAAAGGCACUUUGGCAAUCUCAAUGGGGCUCACUGGUAUCUUUUUAUUGGCAAGUACCACUUCUCGUAGUUCUAAUGCAUUGCUGGGAUGGAAUUGCGGAUAUAAUUUCAGUAUCAAUAUGAUGUGGGGAGUUAUGUACGCCUUUUCGGCCGAGAUAUUCCCUGCUCCACACCGUGGCACUGGCAAUGGUUUGGUUAAUGUGGCUACUGCUGCAUUUGGUGUUCUUGCACCUAUCGUUGCUCUAUACGCGAACCUUUCCACAUCUGUCCCUGUGUACAUAUCAGGCACGCUCUUUGUUUUCUCGGGAUUUUUGGCGUUGUUCCUUCCCUACGAGCCCUAUGGUAAAGCAUCAAUAUAGGGAUUGGUUACACUGGAAAACUAUACUACCUAGGCAUACAUCGAACUUUAUUAAAGGCAAAUCCAAUUUAUUCUUUUCC
Desarmillaria tabescens is the source of this 1728-nucleotide messenger RNA. Its product is annotated as MFS general substrate transporter. The transcript is spliced from 15 exons. Gene Ontology annotation, molecular function: transmembrane transporter activity. The record is from RefSeq and is a predicted model, not a curated record. Gene Ontology annotation, cellular component: membrane. Lineage: Eukaryota; Fungi; Basidiomycota; Agaricomycetes; Agaricales; Physalacriaceae. Gene Ontology annotation, biological process: transmembrane transport. Bases 117 to 1649 code for a protein of 510 amino acids.